AUGCUACCAAGGAAAUUGCUUUUGAGGGAACUCAUCACAUUACGAAGGUUCUCCACUCAGGCUGCAUCCUACGAUGUGAUUGUAGUUGGAGGCGGCCAUGCUGGAACUGAGGCAUGUGCAGCAGCAGCUAGAAAAGGCAAACGAACUCUUCUUGUAACCCAUAAGAAAUCAACCAUAGGUGAAAUGUCUUGUAACCCAUCAUUUGGUGGCAUUGGCAAAGGCCACUUGAUGAGGGAGGUUGAUGCACUAGACGGAGUUUGUGGGCGAAUAUGUGAUCUCUCUGGAAUUCACUAUAAGGUUCUUAAUACAAGAAAAGGUCCAGCAGUUUGGGGUCCGAGAGCGCAGAUUGAUCGGGGGCUGUACAAGAGGCACAUGCAAAAUGAAAUUUUCAACCACACGCCGAACCUGGAAAUAGUUGAAGCAUCUGUGGAGGAUCUUUUAAUUCAUGAAAAUGGUCACUGUGCUGGAGUAAUGUUGGUUAAUCUUAACAAACCUGAGUUUUUCAUUCUUAUAGAGAGUGGAGCUAAAAUAAACAGCAAAGCUGUGGUCAUCACGACUGGAACUUUUCUCAAUGGCCAGAUCAACAUUGGUCUUGAUGUGCGGCCUGCUGGUAGGAUGGGAGACCAGCCAUCUAUUGGUCUGGCAGAAACGCUCAAAAGGCUAAAUUUCAGAAUAGCUGUCCUCAAAACAGGAACACCACCACGAAUAUAUAAAAAUUCCAUAGAUUUUAGUGUCUGUGAAAUUCACAAGGCUGACAUGCCACCCAUGCCAUUUUCUUACAUCAAUAAGGAAGUUUGGAUAAAACCCGAAGACCAGGAGCUAUGCUACCUCACAGAAACUACGCCUGGAGUAGAAAAAAUUGUAAGGGAGAAUUUGCAUGUAAAUCGACAUGUGACAGAAGAAAUAACAGGUCCCAGAUACUGUCCGUCCAUCGAGUCAAAAAUUUUAAGAUUUGGAAAUCGAGCGCAUCAAAUUUGGUUGGAGCCAGAGGGUCUUGACUCGGAUCUUAUUUAUCCAGCGGGCUUGUCUUGCACUUUGCCAGAGGACCUGCAAGUCCAACUAGUUCACCAAGUCAAAGGUUUAGAAAACGCUGUGAUUGCCAGGCCAGGUUAUGGAGUUCAAUAUGAUUUUGUUGACCCUCGAGAAUUGCGACCAUCAUUGGAAACGAAGAAAAUUCCUGGACUGUACUUGGCUGGGCAAAUCAAUGGGACGACUGGAUACGAGGAAGCUGCGGCGCAAGGUAUCAUUGUAGGGAUCAACGCUGCGUUGCAAGUAGAAGGACGGGAUCCAAUGUUAGUCAGCAGAACAGAGGGCUACAUCGGAGUCCUGAUCGACGACCUGACCACCCAGGGCACCAAUGAACCUUACAGAAUGUUCACAAGCAGGGCAGAGUUCCGUGUGUACCUGAGACCUGAUAAUGCUGAUAUCAGAUUAACACAGAAAGGCUACGACGCUGGAGUUGUUUCUAAAAAGAGGCUUGAAAUUUUGCAUCAAAUUCAGAGGGAAAUGGAAUUUUGUGAAGAGGUAUUGCGAUCGACGGUCCUACCAGCGCAGAGGUGGAAACCUCUUUUAAAUUUGCAAUCCAGAAAAACUUUGGCCAAAAGUGCCUAUGACUUAAUAGCUGAUUCAAGUUCGAAGGCAACCAUUUCUCAUUUAAGACAGCUUUUGCCAAAGGAGCUGGAGUGCCUUGAUGGUACAGAGUCGGUUUGGCAAAGAGUUACAAUAGGCUCCAUUUACAAGUACUUUGAAGAAGAGCAAGCGCUGGAGAUUGAGGCCAUUAAAAAGGAGCAAGCCCUCGUCAUUCCAAGGAAUUUUGAUUACAAAACGCCCAAGCUAAAUAUUUCUAAUGAAGACCGAGAGAAACUCAUUAUUUACCAACCUCAAACGAUUGCAGCUGCAAGUAGAAUAUCUGGGGUGACACCAUCUGCUGUCUUGAACCUUAUGAACUGUGUUAAAUUUUCGACACAGACGAAUACGACAGGAGAGCUGUGUUAAUAAAAGUUAAAGAUAUCA
Messenger RNA from Neocloeon triangulifer, 2013 nucleotides. RefSeq names its product protein MTO1 homolog, mitochondrial. The record is from RefSeq and is a predicted model, not a curated record. The coding region runs from base 1 to 1995 and encodes 664 amino acids. Gene Ontology annotation, biological process: tRNA wobble uridine modification; tRNA methylation. NCBI's taxonomy places the organism in Eukaryota, Metazoa, Arthropoda, Insecta, Ephemeroptera, Baetidae. Gene Ontology annotation, cellular component: cytosol. Gene Ontology annotation, molecular function: flavin adenine dinucleotide binding. The transcript has 13 exons.